AUGGCGCUAUCACUCAAAAUCAACAUUGUUGAAGGCAAUGUCACAAAAACUAUCGUCUUCGAUCCUACGACCACUGUACAUGAUGCCUGUCGAAUCAUCAGAGAAAAAUGCUCGGAAGCCAGUGGAGAAAAUACAGAUUAUGGUCUCUUUCUCACCGACGAGGACAACAAAACAGGGGUGUGGCUAGAGCCGGCGAGGAACUUGGAAUACUACAUCCUGAGGAACGGCGACACCAUCGAGUACAGGAAGAAGCUCAGACAGCUGCGGGUGAAGAUGCUGGACGGCGCCAUCAAGACGAUGAUGGUCGACGAUUCGCAGAUCAUAGCCAACCUGAUGGUGGUGAUCUGCACGAAACUGGGCAUCACGAACCACGACGAAUACUCCUUGGUACUAGAGGAUAUCGAGAACCAAGAAAACAUCGAGAACCGAAACUACGGCACGCUCACCCUGAAACGAAAGAAGGAAGAACGCGAGCGCGACUUCAAGAUGGAGCAGCUGCGCAAGAAACUCCACACCGACGACGAGGUGAACUGGCUGGACCCAUCAAAGACCCUCCGUGAGCAGGGCAUCGACGAAACCCAAACCGUCCUGCUCAGACGCAAGUUCUUCUACUCGGAUCAGAACAUAGAUUCGAGGGACCCGGUGCAGCUGAACCUGCUGUACGUUCAGGCCAGAGACGCCAUUUUGAAUUGUACGCACCCGAUCACGCAGGAGAAGGCGUGUGAGUUUGCGGGGAUCCAGUGCCAGAUCCAGUUCGGGGACCACGUGGAUACUAAGCACAAGCCCGGAUUCUUAGAUCUGAAGGAGUUCUUGCCCCAAUCCUACACGAAAAUCAAGGGCAUAGAGAAGAAGAUCUUCUCCGAGCACAAGAAGCACCAAGGUCUGAGCGAGCUGGACGCCAAAGUGAAGUACACGAAAAGCGCUCGCUCUCUGAGCACCUACGGCGUGUCCUUCUUUCUCGUCAAGGAGAAGAUGAAGGGCAAGAACAAGCUGACGCCCAGGUUGCUCGGUGUCACGAAAGAAUCCGUGCUGAGGUUGGAUGAAAAGACGAAGGAAAUUAUGCAGACAUGGCCUCUCACACAGGUGAGAAGAUGGGGCGCCAGUCCGAACACCUUCACUCUGGACUUCGGCGACUACGCCACCCAGUACUAUUCGGUGCAGACCACCGAGGCCGAGCAGAUCAGACAGAUCAUCGCCGGGUACAUCGACAUCAUCACGAAGAAGAAGCAGUCGAAGGACCAUUUCGGGAUCGAGGGAGACGAGGGGUCCACGAUGUUCGAGGAAAGCGUCGCUCCCCACAAGGCUACUAUUUUACAGCACGAAUCCAACAAAAUUGGCAGAAUGAGCACUGACUCCUUGUCAAAACCAGUAGUGAUGAGAGUAGCUGACGGUGAAAAACCGUUCAGUAUGGGUAUAAUGAGUGGUCCCCAACAAACCACUGUUAGUGGUGCUGUACAUUUGGGCCAUGCCCCACCAACGUCGACCACCGUUCAGCAAACGAAAAUCACCACAGUCCUCACCGAGCCCCAGCGUGCCUUGAUAUCGACGAUAUCGGCCACCCAAACGCGAAUAAAAGAAUCCGAAAUCGAGCUGGAAGGAAAAGCGCACAUUCCCGAACUGGGCACGGAUCCGGGCUCGAUGAAAUGGAAACAAGUGACUUUGGACACGCGCAAACAGAACGUCGGCUCGCAAAUCGCUGCCAUGAAUGCGGCGACAGCCCAAGUUGUCACUCUAACAUCAGGACCACAAGAUGAGGUUGAUCAUAGUGCUGUGGGUGCUGCCAUCACCACGAUUGGCAGUAACCUUCCCGAGAUGACAAAAGACGUCAGAAUGAUAGCCGCCCUCAUGGAUGAUGGUAGCAUGGGUGAGAAAUUGCUGGACGCUACCAGGAAACUGUGCACUGCUUUCAGUGACUUGUUGAAGGCUGCCGAACCAGAAUCCAAAGAGCCCAGGCAGAGCCUGCUGAACGCGGCGUCCCGCGUAGGCGAGGCUAGCACCGAGGUCCUGGCGAGCAUCGGCGAAGACACCGUCGAGAACAAGGAGCUGCAGGACCUGCUCUUGUCGCUGGCCAAGGCGGUGGCCAACACCACGGCCGCCCUCGUGCUCAGAGCGAAGAACGUCGCGUCGACUUGCGAGGACCAGCAGACUCAAAACAGGGUGAUUGGCGCGGCCACACAGUGCGCGCUGGCAACCUCGCAGCUGGUGGCCUGCGCCCGCGUGGUGGCGCCCACGCUGCAUUCGGCUGCGUGCCAGGAACAGCUGACGACCGCCAUCAGAGAGGUGGCCAAAGCAGUCGAGAACUUGGUGUUGGUGUGUAAUGAAACCUGCACCAACGAAGAUCUCAACAAUCAACUCAAAAAUGCUGCUUCAGACGUGACAAGAACACUCAACGACUUGCUGAACCACAUGAAACUAGCAUCCCGCGAACGCGCGAGAGAAACCGUCCAAGAGCACAGCGUCGAGGAGAUCUACACGGCCACCGACAAGCUGUCGGCCGCCUCUGGCGAUGCCAACGAGAUGGUGCGCCAGGCGAGACGUUUGGGCCAGGCGACCGCCCAACUCAUCCAGAGCAUCAAGGGCGAGGCGGAGAAGCUGCCCGACUCGGAGGUGCAGCGCCGCCUAUUGGCCGCCGCGAAGACCCUGGCCGACGCCACCGCCAAGAUGGUGGAGGCGGCGCGCAACUGCGCCAGCCGUCCGCACGACGUCGGCUGCCAGGACCGGCUGCGCAGGACGGCGGAGGAUUUGAGAGAUGUUACGGUGGUGGCGGCCACAACGCCUGCGCUGAGGGCCAAGCUGGUGGACAGGGUGAACGUGUGCGCGAAAAAGGCCGUUUCGUCGGCGACCCAGGGAAUGAUGGCCGCCCAAGCCAGUCACCCCCACAACACCAACGCCGUCACGAGAGAAACUCUCACGCAAGACACCUACGAGCUGUCAGAAACCAUCCCGCAGUUGGUCGAGUGCAUCAAGUUGAACGGCGCCGAUUCAGAGGAUACCAACAGCCAGGUGGAGCUGAUGUACAUCGCCGAGGUGUUCCUGCACCCGGCCACGCAGUUCGUGCAGUCCGCCCGAUCGGCGCUGCCCACGCUGACCGACCACUCGAUCAGGGAGCAGGUGGCGCAGACCAGCCGACAGCUAAACGCCGAUCUGGGCGAGCUGCACGGCGCCAUCGGGCGCGCCAAGCCGGCCUGCCAGGGCCUGGGGGUGGACGCUGCGCGGCAGCUGAUCGACGAUCUGCGGGAGGAGCUCGACGAGUUCCAACGAGCGGUCGACGCGCACAGGCUGAGACCGUUGCCCGAAGAUACACCCGAAAGAGCCGCUCAACAACUGGCCACAAGUAGCAAACUAGUCAACCAGGGCGUGUCUCAGCUCCUGAGCGCCACCGCCCAAGGCAACGAGAUGUACACCUCGCAAGCCGCCCGAGACACCGCCCACAGUCUCAAGAACCUCACCGGGGCAGUGCGAUCGGUCGCAGCCACCUCAGACAACAUCGAUGUGCAAAGAAAGAUCAUCAGCAAGGGCCAAGAAGUGCUCGCGCACUCUGCCCUGCUAGUGUCCGAAGCCCAAAAGAGCUUGCAAACUGUCAGCUUGACGCCAGGGCUGCAGAAAGCUGCCAAAGAUAUUUCACAGGCCCUGAACGCCACCAUGGGGUGCCUGCCCGGACAAAGGGAUGUCGAUACAGCCAUCACCAACAUAAUCGAAUGGUCUUCUACGAUCAACACCAGUAACUUACCGCAGACGCAGAAGAGCUAUGGUAAGCUCCAACAGGAGCUGAACGCUGCCGCUGCGAACUUGAACGAAGCUAGUUCCAGCGUGGUACAAUCGGUGGGCAGCUCGGUGCAGCUAGCGGGAACCUCGAGGGAGUUCGCCACCGCCUACCAAGAUUUGUUAACAGUGUCCUUGGAGAUGGCGGGGCAGACGCCCGAUGUUAGCGUCAGAGGCGAGAUGGUGCACUCUCUGAAGAACGUAUCGACGACUUCGAGCGCUCUGCUGACCACCGCCAAGUCUCUGUCUGCGGAUCCGAAGCUGCCCAACGGGAAGAAUCAGCUGGCUGCAGCAGCGAGGGCGGUCACCGACAGCAUCAACUUCUUGGUUGACGUUUGCACUUCAGCUGCGCCAGGACAGAACGAGUGCGACAAUGCCAUCAGGAAGAUCAGGGCCAUGGGGUACUUGCUGGACAAUCCUACCGAGCCGAUUAAUGACAGUUCUUAUUACGAGGCGCUCGAUGCUGUUAUUGAGAAGAAUAAGGCCCUGGGAGAGGGGAUUUCGGGUAUUACGGCCAGUGCGAAGGCUUCAGAGCACGAGAAGUUCACGGAGCACGUCAAUAGUUUCAGCAAUGCUAUCUGUUCGUUGAUCGAGACGUCGGCGCAAACUGCUUAUUUGAUCGGCGUUUCGGACCCGUCGAGCAUCGCCGGCCGCCCCGGGCUGGUCGACCAGGCGCAGUUCGCCCGCGCCUCGCAGGCCAUCCGGCAGGGCUGCGCCGCCCUCGCGGCCCCCUCCAGUCCGCAGAAGCAGGUGCUCGAGGCGGCGACGCUGAUCGCGAAGCACACGAGCGCCCUCUGCAACUCGUGCCGGUCGGCCAGCGCGAAGACGGCCAAUCCGGUGGCGAAGCGGCAGUUCGUGCAGAGCGCGAAGGCGGUGGCCAAUAGCACGGCAGCGCUGGUGAAGGAGAUCAAGGCGCUGGACGCGUGCUAUUCGGAGGAGAAUAGGGGGAGGUGCGCGGAGGCGACCAGGCCGCUGCUAGAUGCCGUCGACAACCUCUGUGUCUACGCGAGUUCCAGCGAGUUCGCCACCGUACCUGCCAAGAUACCGGUGCAGGCUAGACAGGCGCAGCAGCCCGUCAUCGAGUCGGGUCGACGGCUCAUAGACAGCGCGUGCGCCGUCAUCGCCUGCACGAAGAACCUCAUCGUGAUGCCUGGAGAUCCGUCGACCUGGCAACAGUUCUCGGCCAGCUCCAAGAAUGUCUCGGACUCCAUCAAACAGCUGGUCAUCAACAUAAAGAAUGAGGCACCAGGAAGAAACGAGUGUGAGAGCGCUGCUCUGAUCAUCAAGCAUCACCUGAAAACUUUGGACGCUGCCUAUAUGGAUGCAGUGUCGCAAUCAUUGCCUCCCCAAAAAUCAGCCACCCUUCCCAUCUUCAGUCAACAAGUGGCGAGGUCUGCUGCCGGAUUGUUCGACACCAUCGAACCUUUAAGGCAUGCCGCAAAAUAUGAAGCAGAAAAUAUAGGUCACGCCGUCAACCAAAUGGUGCAGUACUUCGAGCCGCUGGUGGAUAGCACCAUCGGAGCCGCCUCCAACAUGACCAAUUCCAAGCAGCAGGAGCAGUUGCUGGACCAGGCGAAGUCGAUAGCCGAGUCCACGUUGCAGUUCAUCUAUGCCGCCAAAGAUUGCGGCGGCAAUCCCAAGGCCGUCAACAUCCACCCUGAUAUCGACGAGUGCGCCAAUUCCACCCGAGACACCGUACAAGAUCUGGUGACCAGCCUCGAGCACAUCUCGACGCAAAGCGGCAUCGUGUCGGGCGUGGUGGAGAACCUGACGCGGUCGAUAGCCCGGCUGUCUGACAACCGCUCGUCGCUGAUCGUGUCCGACUCCGAUAUGGGCUACGUCGACUACCAGACGCGCAUGGUGCAGUGCGCCAAGGACGUGGCUAAGAUGGCCGGCGAGAUAUCGACCAAGGCCGCCACCGAUACGCAGAAGGUGGCGCAGCUGGCAGCCGAUCUGUCGCACAGGUACGCCCAGCUGGCGGCGGACAGCAUCGGGGCGGCCGCCUCCUCCACCAACAGCGAGGUGGCUGUGCGACUCAGGGAGGUCGUUCAGCAGCUGGGCGGCGCAUGCGUCGACCUCGUGCACGUCAGCGGGCAGUGUCUCGUACGCAAAGACGACAUCGUGCUGCGCGAAGUGGGCGAAUGCUCGCGCAACGUGUGCGAGAAGGUGUCCAGGGUGCUGGCGACGCUGCAGUCUGGAUCGAGGGGCACGCAGGCGUGCAUCAACGCCGCCUCGACCGUCUCGGGCAUCAUCGGUGACCUCGAGACCACCAUCAUGUUCGCGACGGCGGGCAAUUUGAACUCGGAGAGCGAGCACGAGUCGUUCGCCGAUCAUAGAGAGAACAUCCUGAAAACGGCCAAGGCGCUGGUCGAGGACACGAAGACGCUGGUCGCCGGGGCUGCAGCUUCGCAGGAGCAGCUGGCCGUAGCCGCGCAGAAUUCGGUCGAGACAAUCGUCCAACUCGCCGAGGUAGUGAAAUUCGGCGCGGCCAGCCUGGGAUCUGACAACCCCGACUCGCAAGUCAUGCUGAUCAACGCCGUGCGCGACGUUGCCAGCGCUCUCGGCGACCUCAUCCACGCCACCAAGGCCGCUAGCGGCAAGCCGAUCAACGAUCCCGCGAUGGGCCAUUUGAAGGACAGCGCUAAGGUUAUGGUGACGAAUGUGACGAGUUUGUUGAAAACCGUGAAGGCAGUGGAAGAUGAACAUACGCGAGGUACCAGGGCUUUAGAAUCUACCAUCGAAGCCAUUGGACAAGAAAUGAGGGCUUUGUAUUCGAGCGACGGCUGCCGACAAGGCGUGACCCCCGAGGACCUGAUCCGCUGCACUAAAUCCAUAACGAACGCCACUGCUAAAUGCGUUUCAGCAGGAAUCAGCAACAAGCAGGACGACAUCAUAGCGGCGGCCAACCUGUCGCGCAAGUCCAUCUCGGACAUGCUGGCCAUAUGCAGGGGCGCAGCUUGCGACCUCGCGGAGACCGAGGAGCUUCGGCGAGAGACCCUGAACACCGGCCACGACUGCGCGAAGCAGUUCAGAGAGUUGCUGAUGCUGGUGCUGCAAGGCAACGGCUCGGUGGACGGCAAGCAGACGCUGUCUCUGGUAUCCAGGAAGAUCGCGCAGAGCGUCACCGACUUGCUCAGCAUAGCUAAGAAGCUGAAAGGUUCCGACUGGGUAGAUCCUGACGAUCCUACUGUGAUAGCGGAGAACGAACUUUUAGGAGCUGCAGCUUCCAUCGAUGCUGCUGCUAAGAAGCUCGCUAGUCUUAGACCCAGACAAAACAUUAAGACGCAGGACCUGGACGAGUCGCUGAACUUCGACGAGAUGAUCCUGGAGGCGGCCAAGUCGAUAGCGGCGGCGACGUCGGCGCUGGUGCGGGCCGCGGGCGCCGCCCAAAGGGAGCUCAUCGACACGGGCAAGGUGGCGGGCGCGCCCGCCUCAUCUUCGGACGACGGGCAGUGGUCGGAGGGGCUGAUCUCGGCGGCGAGGCUGGUGGCCGCUGCCACGCACAGUCUGGUCGAGAGCGCUAAUGCGCUGGUACAAGGCUUGGGCAGCGAGGACAAGCUGAUAGCGGCCGCCAAGCAGGUGGCCAGCUCGACGGCGCAGCUACUGGUCGCUUGUAAGGUCAAAGCCGAGGGAGAUACGGAGGCUACCAGAAGGCUGCACGCCGCCGGCAACGCCGUCAUCCGGUCCACGGACAACCUGGUGCGGGCGGCGCAGCGGGCCAAGAGCGAGGAGGAGGACAGAUACCUGGUGCUGAACAAGCGGAUGGUGGGCGGGAUAGCGCAGGAGUUCGACGCGAUAUCGGACAUAUGUAGAAUAGAACGAGAACUGAAGGAAGCUCAGAACAAACUGAGCGCCAUUCGCCAGGCAAAGUACAAGCUGAAGGGCUACAACACUUCAGGAGAUGAAACUGACGGAUACGUCAGCUCCGUACAAGAAUUCGAUACUAUGAGGAGCACCAGGGGAUACGAUUCGUCGCACUCGCAAUCCAGCCCGCAGCAGAAAUACUACUCCGACACCUACUCCCACCUAGAGAGCCCUCAAAAAGUCAACUCUUUAGAGCACAACAAGACCAACCUCAGACCGCACACCAACAACUCGAUAUACGAUCACAUCGACCACUCGCCCACCUACAACCCCUACUCGCAAAACUCCAUUUUCUCCCCCAACGACACCUACUCCCAACCGUACGACAAACACUAUUCGGACGGGUACUCCAGCUCCGAAUACGUCACCAACACCAUCAAAACCCCCGAAGGUUACAAAUCCAACGCGUUCAAGUACGAGAACUACCACUCCACUCCCCAACCCACCUACUCUUCCAGUAGCGAGAAGUAUUACUCGAGCUUGCCGGCUGUCAUAUCUCCUUUGGAGAAGAAGAGCUUCGAGACUUUUACUAAUGGCGACACCCAAUACCAGUCGUCUUUCGCUACGAACGUGGAGUAUAUCAACGAAGCUCCCGUGUUGAAGGACGAGGAGACGCUGGAGCAGCGGAUGCUCAAGAAGUCCGUGACGCAGCAGAUCAUCGAGAAGAAGACCGUUUCGAUGACGAGAAGUAGCAAGCAGGAGUCGUCGACUAAGAGUUUUAGGUUCGAGUGA
Molecule: messenger RNA, 8358 nt
Organism: Phaedon cochleariae (mustard beetle)
Lineage: Eukaryota; Metazoa; Arthropoda; Insecta; Coleoptera; Chrysomelidae
Source: the annotation of a GenBank genome assembly